This is a messenger RNA of Cornus florida, 1406 nucleotides long. RefSeq names its product L10-interacting MYB domain-containing protein-like. The record is from RefSeq and is a predicted model, not a curated record. NCBI's taxonomy places the organism in Eukaryota, Viridiplantae, Streptophyta, Magnoliopsida, Cornales, Cornaceae. The coding region runs from base 476 to 1255 and encodes 259 amino acids. The transcript is spliced from 3 exons.
AAUAGAUUUUUAUUUAUGAAAAAAGCCAAUUAUAACCUGAUUUUUUCAUCAUAUUUUACUAACUAUACGGAAGAUACAAACAUUUUUCCUUUCAUAUUUGGAAAAAAUGAAAAAAAAACAUAUUCUUUUUUUAUUUUUAUUAUAUAAUCUGCUCAAAUGCGUUUUGUUGACUGUCAAAUCCAUUUAAUAUAAAUUGGACCUAAGAGUUUUUCAGGAAAAAAUUCUGAACAAGUAGGCCACUAGCAAGUAUUUCCCGAAUUCCCAUAUAAGUAGACAAAAUUACCAACUUAUCCCUUAAAAGUUGAAACUUGAAUUAUUUGAACAUUUCAUUUUGUCCCUCCCGCCAACAUUUCAUUUUUUACCCCCUCACUUUUCUUCCUCUGAACCAAAGCUCUUUAUACAUCUCUCUCUUUCCAUCUCAUCUAGUAACUCUUUUCACCACAACAACGAUCGGGCUACAAAGCACAAAGUAUUGAUGGAUCCAUAUACUCAAUUCAUGGAUGAGGACAGUAAGGUGGCCGAGACUGGAUCUGAUGAUGGUAAAAUAUGGAACGAUAAAUUUGAAGAAUACUUUAUAAUGUUAAUGGAAGAGGAAAAAAAGAAAGGAAAUCGAAAAACAACCACGUUUUAUCCCAAAGGUUGGAAAGCCAUAGAAGAGGGGAUGAAAAGGUUGACGUGUAGGGAUUACACGAGACAACAAUUAAGGAAUAAAUUCUAUCAAUUGAGAGACAGAUACAAGUCCUAUAAGGAAUUUUUAUCCAACAUUGGUUCAUCAUGGGACUCUAAAUCUGGGCAGGUGACGCUCACUGAGGCUCAAUGGGAGAAGAUGUACAAGGAAGUCAAGAAUGCUAAGCGGCUUCAGAGAAAAGGAUGCAAACACUACGACUUGCUUUCCGAUUUGUUUGAUGGCACGUCUGCCUCUAAUGCUCUUGAUUCUCUUAGUACGGACAGUGAAGACGACUUCCUAGAGGCAAUGUGUAAUGUCAUGAACGUAUUUGGUGAUUAUUGGAGGAGGGCUGAAGCAAUAGAGAAGGUUGUUGAAUCUGAUGUUUAUGGAAGAACAAGUGGUGGUGUAGAAGUUGAUGAGGACAUGACUAGAGUUGAGGCCUUCGUGGCGGCGUUGGAUAGCAUGGAAGGCCUUGAUAGCGAUCGUUAUUUCAAGGCCUUAACUAUGUUUUGUGACGAUGCCUUGUGGAGGAAAAUGUUUCUUGGGCUUGAUGAUGAGAGAAAGAGGGGCUUGAUAUGGAGUCUGUGAUUUCAUUGCUGUUUGCUUAUGUGAUGAACAAUAUUUUUGUAUAUGCUUAUAACAUUAUGGUGGUCUGUUUUUGUAUAUGCUUAUAACAUUAUGGUGGUUUUAGACUUAUUAUGGUGAUAUUAAUGAGUAGACAUGUUUUUAACUCGUGUUA